This is a messenger RNA of Mollisia scopiformis, 1412 nucleotides long. RefSeq lists its product as uncharacterized. NCBI's taxonomy places the organism in Eukaryota, Fungi, Ascomycota, Leotiomycetes, Helotiales, Mollisiaceae. The record is from RefSeq and is a predicted model, not a curated record. The coding region runs from base 1 to 1143 and encodes 380 amino acids. The transcript has a single exon.
AUGCGCAACUUAACGACGGAUAGAGCAAUUAACUCUGACAUACCAGACAAUGACGCUUUUCUCGAAGCAGAAGACUACAAACACAUCUCAUCAUGGAGAGCAGACACACCCGAGACACAAUCCACGGGCGGAGAAGAGUACGAGCAAGUCUUGGCUUCUCCAUUAGCAGCUACACCAGAUCCAAGCAAUCUUUCUCAGCACACACGGCAGAGGACAUCACACUUGGAAGCAGAGAUCUUGGACCUAAAACUCAAACUAAUCAAGACUGAAAUUGAGAGAGAUAAUGCUGUAAUUGAGUUGGAGCUUGCGACAACUGCAUUGGUGAACUCCCGAGCCGAAGUCUUCGAGAUGGACAAAGAAAUAACAGUGAUGGGACACGACUUGGGAAGUUUUCGUCUGGAAGUAGAUGAUUUGACACGCCAGUUGAAGAAGAAGGAGCCACUCUUCCAAGUCGGCGUUGCAGUGCGGCUAGGCUUCAUGGAUGCUGCCAAUCGAGUCCGUAUCAAGGGAAAUGUCAGCAUCAUCUCACAAGAUCUUCACGCUGAUCAAUCGAUCCUGCAAGCGAAGACAGACGCAUGCCACCGUGGGAAUAUGGUAGCAGAUGCUUCUCUGUUUGACCCUGAGCUGGAAAUUCGAAGUGCAAGAGAUCAAAUUCGCACUUUCAAUUACUUGUACAACGCGAAUCCCAGUUGGCCUGCAGAUACACCACAGCGAUCGAGAUCUUCUUCCUUCGAUGCUACUCAGACUACAAUUUCAUUAAGCAAUGCUGAUGUCAGCUUUCUCGACACAGAACCACACGUCGCCAACUAUGAUGAUCUGCGAAAGUUCCAAGCAUGCAGCGACGCCAUAGUUUCUCAUCCAAAGCUUCUCGAAGUUCGAAACAUAAAGGCUUCCAUGAUCGCUUACCACUCUUGGACGAAGUACAGCCACAGCAAAAAAGCAGAUGAGCGAUUCCGAAAAUUAGAAAGAAAAGCUGCAAAGUUGAUUGAGCGUUGGGAAGAAGAGUACGGCAUUGAAGAUGGGGGUACGAAUGUUCAAUCAAAGAGAGAACAACUUGAUGCUCUUUUGAAGGCAAUGUCUGCGAUCUUGAAGGAAACAGUGAAGAAAGAACAUGGACGACUGCAGGGAAGGCGAGGACGCUAGGAACGACGUGGAACAAAUUGACCUGGCUGUUGGUUCGUUGACGAAGCGAAUGGAAAAGCUGUUAAAACAACUGGAUUCUGAUCUAAAACGAUGAUGCGUACUUUAGAAAAGAUGGAGUUUAUGAGUAUUCAGCAAGAUACCUCCCUAUGUUAAGUUGCAGUGAUGAAGCAGGCCUGCUCCACUUGAUGGACAGUGCUCGCUGGCAAUAUUCCAAUUGAUCAAUUGGAGGGUGUCUGCGUAUCUGUAGUUAUAUAAUGCACAUCUUGAAG